Messenger RNA from Cadophora gregata, 3258 nucleotides. RefSeq lists its product as uncharacterized. Bases 1 to 3258 code for a protein of 1085 amino acids. The transcript is spliced from 4 exons. The record is from RefSeq and is a predicted model, not a curated record. Gene Ontology annotation, cellular component: nucleus. NCBI's taxonomy places the organism in Eukaryota, Fungi, Ascomycota, Leotiomycetes, Helotiales, Ploettnerulaceae.
AUGGCCAGAAAGAACAAGAAGCAGCAGGCUGGUGCUGGCGGGGCUGCUACAACAGUGUCAGAGGCGCCGACUUCGAAGCGCAACGAUUCUGCAUCCUUCGACGAGCAAGCCCUGUCUGUCUUGACUACGAAAAUUGAGAAGGGAUUUGGACAGAGCAAGUCAAAGUCGACGUUCAAAAAACCGUCAGAAACCCACAACAACCCCGGUGGCGGUCACGACAAAGAGAAGGCAGACGUGAAGCUAAAGAACAAGGACGGUAUUGGAAGAAUCAAGCCUUCGGAGCUUGCGCGAGGGACGAAGAGAGAUGCAAAUGGGAAAGCCAAAGCCGCCGUGAAGCAUACUUCCAGGAGUGACGGUACGCCAACAGACUCGCAAGACAGUAGGGGCAAAGAUGAAAGAGCAAUUCUACUCCAGGAGAUACUGGCACUCGGGGGCACUGAAGAGGAUCUGGACUUGGUGGCAGACGCUACGUCUGACGAGGAUGACGAUGGGCCUAACACCGCAGACCCUCUCGACGGAUUAUUUCAAAGAGACCUGGUUAGUUUCGUUGCCGGUUUAGGUAUUGAAAGCGGAGUAGAAGAAACAUUUGAUUCACCCGCCGAGCAUGACGUCGAUGAUGGCUGGGAAGGGACUUCUGGUUCAGAAUCUUCUGGUGAGGAUUCCGAAGACGAAAAAAUCUCGAAUCUGCCAUUGAAGAAGGCGAAACUGUCUCCUAUUAUAGAAGUCCAAUCGUCAAGUAAUCCUAACCGCCUUGUUUUCGAAGCACGACCUGACUGGCAUGCCGCUCCAUUACCUGUUCUCCCAAGCCCCGAUGGACAAAACGCGUCUCGUUACCAGAAUGCCAUGAUAAGUCUGAAGGAUUACGCAAAAAGUCUGAUGGAAGCUGAUAGUAAACUGUAUGCAUCUAAGCAUCUUUCGUCCUCAUCAUCCCAUCGAUUCUUGUCAACCAUCAUGGCCUCGGGUACACUUUCUGACAAGGUCUCCGCUUUGACAUUGGUCGUCCAGGAAUCUCCAGUCCACACUACAAAGUCUUUUGAAAGUCUUCUAUCACUUGCGAAGAAGAAGAGCCGUGGGCAGGCCGUGACUGCACUGGGUGCGUUGAAAGAUUUGCUCGGCAUGGGAGUUGUCUUGCCAGCCGACAGGCGCCUACGAUCCUUUACGGGACAACCAGGCCUUAUUGGUACCCUACAGGAAGAUACGAUAACAUCAUGGACAGUCGGGCAGCAGCUGCCAGGAAGUAUCACAAAGCCGCAGCUCAUCUCAUGGGCAUACGAAGACUGGUUGAAGGAAAUGUACUUUGACAUGCUCAAAGUCUUAGAAGGCUGGUGCAAUGACGAAUUGGAAUAUGCACGUCUUCAGGCUGUGACAUUUGUCUACGAGCUUCUUAAAGAGAAGCCUGAGCAAGAAGCCAACCUACUUCGGCUACUAGUCAACAAACUGGGAGAUCCAGACAAAAAAAUCGCAUCGCGAACCUCAUAUCUACUACUCCAAUUACAGACUUCUCACCCGUUGAUGAAGCCCAUCAUUCUACGAUCAAUUGAGAGCGAACUUAUCCUACGUCCUGGUCAGAGUUUGCAUGCAAAAUAUUAUGCAAUCAAUACGCUGAACCAAACAAUUCUGAGCGGUAAGGAGGAAGAGGUUGCUAGAAUGCUUCUUGGCGUUUACUUUGAAUUGUUUGUGUCCCUUCUUAAAAAGCCGGAACCAAAGGCAGUUGUUGGACCUCUCAUGAACCGAAAAGGCCAAGUACAAGGCGGAGGUGCUCCAAUGGGAAAGAAGGCCAAAAUGAAGGCUGAAAAGGAGGAGGAAGCCAAGUUGACAAGCGAGGAGACAACAGAAAAAAUGAUAUCGGCCGUCUUGACAGGUGUCAACCGUGCGUUCCCUUUCUCAAAGUCAGAUGACGGCAGUCUCGAAGGCCAUAUGGAUACGCUUUUCAAAAUCACACAUUCAUCCAAUUUCAACACAAGUGUCCAGGCCCUCAUGUUGAUUGAGCAGCUUGCCACGUCUAAGCACCUUGCUGUAGACAGGUUCUAUCGAACACUAUAUGAAUCGCUCCUUGAUCCACGACUUGUCACCUCGUCGAAACAUGCUUUGUACCUCAACCUUUUGUUCCGAGCAUUGAGAGCAGAUCUCAACAUUAAGCGUGUCAAAGCAUUUGUCAAGAGGAUGUUACAGAUAGUAACGCUCCACCAACCGCCCUUUAUUUGUGGUGUCCUUUUCUUGAUUAAAGAGCUGGAGGCUACUUUUCCGGGAGUGAAGACCCUACUCAGUGAUCCCGAGGAGAGUGAUGAGACGGAAGACGAGGUUUUCCACGAUGCCCCAAAGGAUGAGCCCGUGCUAGAUAUCAAGGAUUCUGAUGGUCAGUCGAGGCCAUCGGUGCAAUAUGAUGGCAGGAAACGAGAUCCGGAAUAUUGCAACGCUGACAAGAGUUGCUUAUGGGAAUUGGUCCCUUUCCUUGUGCAUUUUCAUCCAUCAGUGUCGUUAUUUGCUUCCCGUCUAUUGAACGAUGAGAAGAUGCCACCAAAGCCCGAUCUGGUAUCGCAUACCCUCACCAACUUCCUGGAUAGGUUUGUUUACAGGAAUGCGAAAGCAUCUGCCGGUGGAACCAAGGGUGGCUCAAUCAUGCAGCCUCUUUCAGGUGGAGAUAGUAAGGGAAUUCUCCUCUCGUCGAAAUCAGCAAACAGAAUACAGCAGCCGUUUAAUACGGAAGGAUUCUGGAAGAAGAAGGUGGAAGAUGUCGCUGUAGAUGAAGUAUUUUUCCACAAGUACUUCAAUCAGAUUGGAAAGUCAAGAACUAUCGCUGGGCAGGGAAAGACGCCUCCGAAAUCAAGCGUAAAUUCUGGGGACGAAGAGGACAAGGAAGAAGAUGAGAUCUGGCAAGCUCUUGUUGAGUCAAGACCUGAGGUGGAAGGCGACAAAGACUCCGACAUGGAAAUGUUAGACCUAGAUGAUUCUGAUGCUGGAUCUGAUAUAGAUGACGUGGAAGUCAACAUGGAUAGUGAGGAUGAUGAAGGUCUUGAGGCUGAAUUCACUGGCUCGAAUGCUUCUGUGGAUGAGGUUGACAAUGCUGGUGAGAGCGGAGCUGAAUCAGAUAUCGAUGAAUUCUUCGCAAAGGAGCUGGAUACAGACCAGCCGAAGGAACCCGAGAGAGGUGACGAGACCAGCAGGCAACGGAAACAGAAGUUCAAGAGUCUGCCAACAUUUGCAUCUGCCGAGGAUUAUGCAGAAAUGCUGGAUAAUGACGAAGAUGAGGAUCUAUGA